CACUAGUCGGAGAUGAUUCCGUUCCAAUGGCGAUACAAUCUCGUCGAUUCGCUUCACGGGUGUGGGUAGAGUCCAGAGCAUUCUAACGAGAUAUCUGAAUGUUCUGGACGGGAAUAAAGACAGAUGACUGGCUCUGGAACUGUCUGUCACUCUCCUGAUACAUACAUGUGUCUUUUUGUUGAGCAUGAAAAAGAAAGACAUGGCAUUGCAUGGACACAUUGCAUUGCAACGGACAGCCUUGAGCAUCUCGAUGUCGUCCGUUACGGCUUCAUUGGAUUGGUCCUCAAAGUCGCAACGUGCUUUGCCAAGACCUUGAAACAGAGUGUAAAGCACCAUUCACGUUCACGCUAUCACACCGGCCGAGUCGUGCCAGUCACAUCCGGCACGGCACUCGAGACAGGCAAAAGAACCCCCAUGACUCCGAGGGCCAUCGGCAUCGUACUGUAGCUUACAAUCGACAUCGUGAGCUUCCUUCACAAGCACCGGAGCUUCUCCGUCAACCUUGUUCUUGUCAAGGCUGCCUGCAUGACCCCGUUGGCGAUGGCAAUACCCUGCAUCUCAUCAUGAUCCCUAAAAGCGAAAUUGAUGACAGGGUUUGAGUUACUCCCGAUCGCAGUAAAUAAUCGUCGUCUAGCCAGCAGUUCCGAACAUCGAGAACUUGCCUUAUAGUAGUGUGUGAUGGAGCAGUCAAUAGCCGUCUGGAUGAUGCAAUCUCCAUCGCACGCGCUUACGCAGCACCCACGUGCGAUUGAUACCCUCUCGAUGCCCGGAACCAGACUUACUCAUCGGAUCAGCGAGUGAAACUGGAGACGUAGUUUGAUUGAUCGUCGGAUUGCCGGGACUGGGCUUGGGCGGGAACGCUUAUCAGAACCCGCGAUCGUCUAUCAUUUUUCUAAUUUUUUGCCUUUCGAUGGUCCCGAUGAGAAGGAAGAUAGAUAUGUGGGGUUUUAGACUAACGUGCGUAGUAGGUAGGGGGGAUCUUGAUUGAUUCAUCGAAAGAUUAUCAGCCAAGUCAGCUCAGGUGUGGGAUGAGAAUCUGUUUGAUCUUCGUUACAGAGGAAUUAAUCAUCGAGAUGUGUUUUGAGUAGA
Fusarium verticillioides 7600 is the source of this 1089-nucleotide messenger RNA. RefSeq lists its product as hypothetical. Bases 124 to 447 code for a protein of 107 amino acids. Lineage: Eukaryota; Fungi; Ascomycota; Sordariomycetes; Hypocreales; Nectriaceae. The record is from RefSeq and is a predicted model, not a curated record. The transcript is spliced from 2 exons.